CCACACACACGCACACGCCCCAAGCUACUCGACACGAGAGUUUCUCCGCUUGCUGUCGCCUCCCCCCACACACGGCUCUGUGGUGGGUAACAGCCCCCCCCCACUCCACCCCACCCCACCACGACUACAAGAAGGCUUCAUCAUCCGCGCCGCUCACAACUCGGCAAAGUCAGCGGCCUCUGCAAGACGCGCACUCGCAAACCAUCCUCCCCCGCUCGACACUCCACUCAACAAGACUUAGCAUCCGUGUGUAUGUGUAAUCGACAGCGGCAGCCUACGAGUCAGUCGACGUGUGUGUGUGUAUAUACACGCAGCGGUGACAAGGUUUCAUUCAAGGGAGAGAGAAGAGAGAGAGAAGAGAGGCGAGAAUCGGGGUAGGGAGACUUCCCAACGAGUCGAAAACAAGAACUCGGAACGGCGCACGGCCAGUGCUGCCAGCGUACCUCUCCUGCCGGACUUGAAUUCCACACCCACGCACGCUUGCAGUAUUCUUCAAUCGCACAGUCGAAGGUUGUGGACAGCACCGCAAACGAAACGCAGAAAAAUUGAAAUCCACGCAGCGCGUCUCCAGCGGAAGUUCCCUGACUGGGCGCGGAGGGGCAUGCCACCUCUCGCGCGGCCGUGACCAACGCAGAGCGCCACUCCCCGAGACGACGCCCCAAAGCCCCCCCAGAGCUCCCGCAGCGACCCUCCGCGUCGUCGAGGGCAUGGCGGCCCCGCCGCAGCCUCAGCGCCAGCGCCAGCAGCUGCUGCUGGUGCUGCUGCUGGCCCUGAGCGCGGCGCUGGCGGCCGACGGGGCGAGCGGCGCUCGCUCGGCCGCGGCGGCUUCACCGGCGGCGGCCGGAGGACGGGGCAAGCUCCAGCGAGACCGACGCAACAUCCGGCCGAACAUCGUGCUCAUCCUCACCGACGACCAGGACGUUGAACUAGGCUCGAUGCAAGUGAUGAACAAGACGAGGCGCAUCUUGGAGCAGGGCGGCGCCCACUUCACCAACGCGUUCGUCACCACGCCCAUGUGCUGCCCAUCGCGCUCCUCCAUCCUGACGGGGAAAUACACGCACAACCACCACGUGUACACCAACAACGAGAACUGCUCGUCGCCCUUCUGGCAGGCCACCCACGAGCCCCGCACCUUCGCCGCUCACCUCGGCGGCACCGGCUACCGCACAGGCUUCUUUGGGAAGUACCUCAACGAGUACAACGGCACGUACGUGCCCCCGGGCUGGCGCGAGUGGCUCGGCCUCAUCAAGAACUCGCGCUUCUACAACUACACGCUGAGCCGCAAUGGCGUCCCCGAGAAGCACGGAUUCAUCUACGAGAAGGACUACCUCACCGACCUCAUCACCAACGACAGCAUCUCGUUCUUCCGCCGCUCCAAGCAGGAGUUCCCGCUGAGGCCCGUGCUCAUGGUGGUGAGCCACGCGGCACCGCACGGCCCCGAGGACUCGGCGCCGCAGUACGCGGACGCGUUCCCCAACGUCACGCAGCACGUGACCCCGAGCUACAACUACGGGCCCAACCACGACAAGCACUGGUUCGUGAGCCACACGGGGCGGAUGCUGCCCAUCCACAUGGAGUUCACCAAUGUCCUCCAGCGCAAGCGGCUGCAGACGCUGCUGUCUGUCGACGACUCCGUGCAGAGGAUCUUCACCAUGCUGGAGGAGACGGGAGAGCUGGACAACACGUACAUCAUCUACACGGCCGACCACGGCUACCACGUUGGGCAGUUUGGCCUCGUCAAGGGGAAGUCUCUCCCCUACGAGUUCGACAUCCGCGUGCCCUUCUACGUGCGGGGGCCCGACGUGCAGCCUGGAAUCAGGAUCCCCCAGAUCGUGCUCAACAUCGACCUGGCGCCCACCAUGCUGGACAUCGCCGGCCUGGACGUCCCGGCCGACAUGGACGGGAAGUCGGUGCUCAAGCUGCUGCUGCCCGAUCGGCCGACGAACCGGUUCCACCCGAGCCUGAGAAAGAUGAAGUCGUGGAGGGACUCAUUCCUCAUCGAGAGAGGGAAGAUGUUCCGUGUGAAGGAUGCCAGUGGCUCUGCACACACCAACCUGCUGCCCAAGUACGAGCGCAUGCGGGAGAUCUGCCAGCGGGCCGAGUACCAGACGCCCUGCCAACAGCCCGCCCAGAAGUGGCAGUGCGUGGAAGACAGCCUGGGCAAGCUGCGUCUCAACAAGUGCAAGAGCUCGCCGCCGCACGGGAGCGUGCGCCGCACCGCGGGCGGCGGGCGGAGCGCCCUGCGGGGCAGGGGCCGCUUCGCGCAGCGAGGGGGCGGCCGCGAGAACGACGACGACGACGACGACGACGACGAGGUGGAGGGUGAGGAGCGGGAGGAUGGAGGCGAGUGCGCGUGCCCCGAGAACACGGGGGGAGCCCUGAUCCCGCGGCUCAGCAAGGCCGAGCGAAGGAGCCAGCGCAAGUUCCUCAAGACUCACCUCACCCAGAAGUACAAGCCCCGCUUCCUGCGACCCCGAGCCGUCGAGCUCUCGGAGGAGGACCAAGAACGAGGAGAAGAAGAAGAAGUAGAAGGAGUAGAAGACGGAGACACCUCGGAGGAGGAGCUAGAGAAUCCGGGAGAUCCACCGAAUGGACCGGCUGACCUCGACGCCGGACAGGAAGAGUCUGGCGCCCACGAGGCCGUCAGGCGGCUCUCCCGGCGGCACGCGGCGCCGGGCAGGGGCGGCGGUGGCUGGCCGCAGGGCCGGGCGACGCGCGUCAAGGCCACCAAGAAGAAGGGUCUGCUGAGCCGCAAGAAGACCAUCGCGCUGUCUCCAUCGCACAAGGUCACGCGCAGGUGUUAUAUUUUCUCCAACAACACGGUGGGCUGCGAUAACGUGGUCUACUCUUCCAUCAAGGCGUGGAAGCAUCACAAGGGCAUAGUGGAGCAUCAGAUUGAAGCUCUGCAGGACAAAAUAAAGAACCUGAAGGAGGUGAAGGGGCAUCUGAAAACCAAGCGCCCUGAAAAAUGUCACUGCGAGAGAAAGAGUUACUUUACAAAAGGCAAACUAUUUAACGCCAAAACGCACCUGAAAGUCGACACGGAACAUCCUUUCAAGGGUCCUGAGCAGGAAGCCAAGCCCUGGCAGAGGCAGUACAACAUGGAGAAGCGCAAGAAGAAGGAGAGGAAAAUCCUGAAGAGGCUGAAAACAGGAGACAACUGCAACUUCCCCGGGCUCACGUGCUUCACGCAGGACAGCACGCACUGGCAGACCCCGCCGUACUGGACCCUCGGCUCCUUCUGCGCCUGCACCAGCGCCAGCAACAGCACCUACUGGUGCAUGCGCACCAUGAACGAAACGCACAACACGCUCUUCUGCGAGUUCGCCACCGGCGUCGUCGAGUAUUACGAUCUCAACGUUGACCGCUACCAGCUGACCAACACGGCACGCCUGCUGCCGCAGCCCGACUUGGAGAGCUUCCAGGCCGAGCUCAAGGACCUGCGUGGCUGCCAAGGGCACAAGCAGUGCAACCCCGGGGCACCCAGGGCUCUCCUGCCCUUCGACAGGAGCCCACAGCCCAGAGCAGGAACCGUGGAAUCUCGGAGGCAGAAUGAACAAGGGGACCGAACUUGGGCUGGCUGACAAACUUGCACCAAAUUGAAAGAAACUAGACGACGACGACGAGGAGGAGGAGGAAGAAGAAGAAGAAGAAUAAGAAUGAGAAGUUUAAAAGAGACUUGAAUUGGCCAGUACAGACCUCGCAAGUGAAGCCUGACUUGGCAAGAGGACUGCAAAACGUAAGACUUGUGCACAGAGUUGUCUGUUAAAGUAUAACCCACCCACGCCCACCCCUCUGCAGACAAAAGCUGCGCGUUGCUUCGACUUAACCAUGACGCCUCUCAAUGUCUCCAUGGACCUUGCCUCCUUGCGGAGCUACCAAAAAAAAAAAUGAAGAGCGUCCGUGUAGUCUCUGACGAUGGCAACGGAGGUUCAUUCGCGUGCGACCGUUGUGCGUGCGUUACGCCCGCCUCUACGGACACUGGGAAUGGCGUCACCGUUGUGCGAGAGGCUACACGGCCCCAGGUUUCGCACGUGCACCGACAAACUCAGUAUAUCUGUAUUUACAGGGUGGCCCAAAAGUCAGGACGCAGAGGGUGAUUUCAUUUAUUUUAACACUGGCAUUAAAACGUUUUCUUCUUUCUCUAAGUUAAUAUUGUAUCUAUCAUCAUUAUUAAUGGGGGUUUUUGUUGUGUUCAGAUAACAUUUAAGUAGAAUUAAUUGAGACAAGACGUAAUUGUAAUCUUUAAAAAAAAGUCCUAAAAUAAUUAAAAAACAUGUAAUUCACGCAUUAAUGUUAAUGGGAGUCCGUUUAAACGUUUAUUGAAAUAUAAACCAAAUAGCCUGGAUGUCAUUUGUUAAAAUAAACAUAACCCUAUGUGUGCUGACUUUUGGGCCACCCUGCACAUACACCCACGCAGUGUGUCAGAUGGGGCCCUAUCUGUGCAUCGCUGCAGUGUCGGAACGGAAUCGGUAACGUCGACGGUUUUGUAUCAACUCUGCUCUGUCUUUCACAACGCUCCUUUGCCGUGGGUGCAUUCAGUGCAUCUCAUUCAUGUGCUGUGAUUUCCAGUCAGAAAUCAGAAGUGGCUGUAUCGAUCCCACUAUCUCAUCCGUAAAUCAGUUGAUACACCUAAUAGGACCAUGUGCUUGACCGAGCAUAGAAUUAUUUUUCUUUUUGCAGUUUGGGAUUUUUCCUUGUUUUUUUACUGUUGUUCGCAAAAACCUGUUCAGUUGUGACACUCUGUUGUGACGCACGUGUUGUGACACACACACGUGUUAUCACAAAGUGACCUGUUUAGUUUUUGUUUGCAAAAUCAUUUUUACAACUCCGUUAAACGAAUGCGGAAAUAUGAAUACAUACUUACAAUUACUCAAUAUUUUCCUCGUACAGUGGCUGCUCUUUAGUAAUCACACCUUUAUUUCUCAAGUUCCUAUAAAACACACAGGGUUUUUUCCUUACACCACUGUCAAAUAUUAAUGUAAUUUUUCUAAUGUCCAGGAUAAAAAAAAAGGAGCAACUUUUUUUUCUUAUCGCUGCACAAUAUAA
Molecule: messenger RNA, 5049 nt
Organism: Petromyzon marinus (sea lamprey)
Lineage: Eukaryota; Metazoa; Chordata; Hyperoartia; Petromyzontiformes; Petromyzontidae
Product: extracellular sulfatase Sulf-1-like
Biological process (GO): negative regulation of fibroblast growth factor receptor signaling pathway; heparan sulfate proteoglycan metabolic process; positive regulation of Wnt signaling pathway
Cellular component (GO): endoplasmic reticulum; plasma membrane; cell surface
Molecular function (GO): N-acetylglucosamine-6-sulfatase activity; glycosaminoglycan binding
Source: RefSeq, a predicted model, not a curated record